Vollenhovia emeryi is the source of this 2352-nucleotide messenger RNA. RefSeq names its product aldehyde dehydrogenase, mitochondrial (gene Aldh). The record is from RefSeq and is a predicted model, not a curated record. Gene Ontology annotation, molecular function: aldehyde dehydrogenase (NAD+) activity. NCBI's taxonomy places the organism in Eukaryota, Metazoa, Arthropoda, Insecta, Hymenoptera, Formicidae. The coding region runs from base 180 to 1715 and encodes 511 amino acids. The transcript is spliced from 8 exons.
AAAUGUUACUAGUACAUUGUAAGUUCGGAGCAGAGCAGGCGCGCUCGGCCUCGCCGGAGCGUGUCACUAGGCCAUGUGCAAAUAGCUGGGGCGGAGUCGGGUUUGCAGACUAGAGUUUAUCGUAUCAGAUCAGUUUUCUUCCGCCGACUGGAGGGAACGCUUCGUCCGUCGCCACCGACAUGCUGCGCAACGUGCUCAAGAGGAUUCAACAUCUGCGACGCUACUCGUCCGCGGCUCUGCCGGCGCCGGACACGAACCCGCCGAUUCUGUACACAGGCAUAUUUGUCAACAACGAAUGGCACAAGUCCAAGAGCGAGAACACAUUUCCCACCGUCAAUCCGACCACCGGCGAGGUGAUCGCCGAGGUACAGGAAGGUGACAGCGCGGACGUUGACUUCGCGGUGCGGGCUGCUAAUAAGGCCUUCAAGAGGAAUUCACAAUGGAGAACCAUGGACGCCUCCCAAAGGGGGGUCCUUUUGAACAGAUUGGCGGAUUUGAUCGAGCGUGAUCAGAAAUACAUCGCGUCCUUGGAAACCUUAGACAAUGGAAAGCCAUACUCGAUGGCGUACAGCGGGGACGUGCCCAUGAGCGUUGGAGUACUGAGAUAUUUUGCCGGAUGGGCCGAUAAGAAUCAUGGAAAAGUUAUCCCAGCUGACGGGAAGGUCUUUGCUUACACUAGACACGAGCCAGUGGGAGUAUGCGGUCAAAUUAUUCCGUGGAAUUUCCCUGUGUUGAUGAUGGCAUGGAAGUUAGCGCCGGCUUUAGCUACAGGAAACGUCGUUGUUCUAAAACCCGCUGAACAGACUCCGUUGACAGCUCUCUACAUGGCGCAAUUGACUAAAGAAGCUGGAUUUCCUGACGGAGUGGUCAAUGUCGUUCCUGGCUAUGGUAAAACUGGUGCCGCGUUAGUCGUUCACGACAAGGUUGACAAGAUCGCAUUUACGGGUUCCACCGAGGUCGGCCAACUAAUAAAGCAAAAUGCCGCUAUUCACAAGUUAAAGAGGACUACGCUGGAGUUAGGUGGAAAAUCCCCGAAUAUCAUUCUUAAAGAUGUCGAUGUAAAUAUGGCGGUUGAAGCAGCGCAUUUUGGAUUAUUCUUUAACAUGGGUCAAUGCUGUUGUGCAGGCUCAAGGACGUUUGUUCAAUCAAAGAUCUAUGACGAAUUCGUCGAGAAAAGUGCGCUUCGCGCUAAAACUAAGCCCGUGGGAAAUCCGUUUGACUUGAAAAUAGAACAAGGCCCACAGAUUGACGAGGAGCAGUUAAAUAAAAUUAUGCGUCUGAUAGAGACUGGUAAAGAUCAAGGCGCUAGUUUGAUGACAGGCGGCGAGCGCAUUGGCGAUAGAGGCUACUUCGUUGCUCCAACGGUAUUCGCAGAUGUUAAAGACGAUAUGACUAUAGCCAAAGAAGAGAUAUUUGGUCCGGUUCAGCAAAUCCUGAAGUUUGACGAUUUGGAAGAAGUUAUUGAACGCGCAAAUAACACCGAUUACGGAUUAGCUGCUGCAGUUUUUACGAAGGACCUCAAUAAAAUGAAUUAUAUAGUGCAGGGUCUUCGCGCCGGUACCGUGUGGGUCAAUACGUAUAAUAAUAUAAUUCCUCAAGUGCCGUUUGGUGGAUUCAAAAUGUCUGGACACGGUAGAGAACUUGGAGAAUACGGUCUUGAGGCGUAUACGGAAGUCAAAAGCGUAAUAGUUCAAAUGAUGGAGAAAAAUUCAUAAAAAAGUAUAUCAAGGUCGCUAUUGAAAAACCAUUUUACAAGCAUUUUUACUGGAAAAAACCAAGUACCACUGUACAAAUAUUUUUUUAUAUAAAUUUAAAAUUAUUAUAUAUACAUUUUUAAUCUCGUUGUAUACAAAUUUUUGUACUUUUCUCGUGUAAAACUGUGAGCGUUGAGCACACAUAAAGCGACAGCAAUAGUUUUUAUAACAUAAACUGUAAUACGAUAGCGAGAUAUAACACAAAGAAAGAGUUUCAUCAAAUAUUUUAAAUUCCUAAUUAGAAAAAGUUAAAUACAUAUUUUUCGAGAAUAUAUUAUACAAUUUUUCUCUUUAAUUAUAUUUUUUUAUUUUAUUCCUAUUUAAGAUAUUUUAAGCACAAUGAAUGUUAUACAUUAAGGUGAAUUUGAUCAAGCAAGUUAACAUAACGCAGACCUAGCUGUUAUUUGUGCAAAAUGUGUGUCAUGCUGCAUCAGGUUUUGCAUGCAAAAAUAUAUAGAAAAUUGCAAAAUGUGCCAUACUUGUUACAAAUCUUGCUGACUUCGUUGAAUAAAUACAAGUUAAAUACUUUUACAGUUACAUAGACAAUUGUAUUACCUUAUUUUUUAAGUUCAAGACAAUAAAACAUCAUUAAAUCUGU